AUGGAGUCUUGGAAACAGGACAUUGAUUGUUGCUUAUGGGAUGGGGUUAUGUGUGACAACACAAGUGGGGAUGUGAUUGACCAUGAACUCAGUUGUAGCUGGCUUAAUGGUACCAUUCCCUCUAAUAGUUUUCUAUUUCAUCUUCCUCACUUGCAACAUCUCAACCUCGCUUACAACUACUUCAAUCAUUCACCAAUUUCAUUUGCGUUUGGCCAACUUUCUAGGUUGAGAUAUCUUAACCUUUCUUACUCUAUGUUUUCUGGCCAAGUCCCAUAUGAGUUAUCCCACCUCUCCAAAUUGGCCUCAUUGGACCUCUCUGGCUAUGGAAAUGUUAGCCUCGAAACAUCAGUUGUCAAGAGACUUGUUCAAAAUUUGACCAAGCUAAGGGAACUUCAUCUUGAUCAUGUUGACAUGUCCUCUGUUUCAUUGAGUUCUUUCAUGAAUUUGUCUUCUUCUUUGACAUCCCUUUCUCUCAACAAUUGUUUAUUGCGUGGGAGGCUGCUUGAUCACAUUUUUCGCCUACCAAACCUACGUGAGCUUAGAUUAGCGGAUAAUCCUCAACUCUCAUGGUUUUUUCCUAUGGUAAUUUCAAGCAAGGCCCUAAGGUUUUUGGAUGUCUCUUACACGAUUCAUGACUCAGGAGAAUUACCAAAAUCAAUUGGCGAGCUAAAAUUCUUUAGGCAUUUGAUUAUAAGUGGAUGCAAUUUUUACGGGCCGAUUCCUACAUGGCUUGGUAACCUUACACAAUUCACCCUUUUGAAUUUAUCAGCAAACAAUUUUGCUGGUGAGAUUCCAUUAUCGCUUUCAAAUCUCAAGGCACUCUCCUCAUUGGAUAUACGAUCCAAUAAUCUUAGUGAGAUUUUAUUUGGAAAUAACAACUUCAAGGGCCAAAUCCCAUCAUCACUUUCAUACUUGAAGGAUCUCAAUUUUCUUGGCCUCAAAGAAAACAACAUUCGAGGUAAGAUUCCGAGUUUUUUGACCAACCUUAAAAAACUCACCUCAGUUUUCUUGUCAUACAACCAGCUCAGUAGUUUUGGUGAAUUUCAGUUUAGCAAUUCAUUGGAGGUUCUAGCAUUAAGUAAUAACAAGCUUUAUGGCUCUAUUCCAAAGUCUCUCUCUAAUCUUGCUAAUCUUUCAUAUCUUGAUAUUUCAUCAAAUGACUUGACUGGCAUUGUGGACAUUGAUAUGUUCAGUGUUAGAAAUACUGAAUGA
Quercus lobata is the source of this 1212-nucleotide messenger RNA. Its product is annotated as receptor-like protein Cf-9. The record is from RefSeq and is a predicted model, not a curated record. NCBI's taxonomy places the organism in Eukaryota, Viridiplantae, Streptophyta, Magnoliopsida, Fagales, Fagaceae. Gene Ontology annotation, molecular function: protein binding. The transcript has 2 exons. Bases 1 to 1212 code for a protein of 403 amino acids.